Nicotiana attenuata is the source of this 1755-nucleotide messenger RNA. Its product is annotated as ATP-citrate synthase alpha chain protein 2-like. The record is from RefSeq and is a predicted model, not a curated record. The coding region runs from base 167 to 1438 and encodes 423 amino acids. Gene Ontology annotation, biological process: succinyl-CoA metabolic process; tricarboxylic acid cycle. Lineage: Eukaryota; Viridiplantae; Streptophyta; Magnoliopsida; Solanales; Solanaceae. Gene Ontology annotation, molecular function: succinate-CoA ligase (ADP-forming) activity. The transcript is spliced from 13 exons. Gene Ontology annotation, cellular component: succinate-CoA ligase complex.
AAUGUUCCAAUUUUUCCCAUAUUUUAAUAGCAACUGUUGAACUAUAAAUAGAGGCACUAGAGUUCCCCAAGAUUGUCAGUGUGUGUCUUACAACUUUGUCUCAUACAUUCAGCUCAAGAUUCAUUGAAUCAGUUUUUUCUGUGCCUCUUUUUUAACGGUUAAAAAAAUGGCCCGCAAGAAGAUCAGAGAGUAUGAUUCAAAGAGAUUGUUGAAAGAGCAUUUUAAGAGACUUGGAGGUUAUGAUUUGGCCAUUAAGUCUGCACAGGUGACAGAGUCUACUGAUUUCACUGAGCUAGCCGAGAAAGAGCCUUGGCUCAACUCGUCAAAGUUGGUCGUAAAGCCUGAUAUGUUAUUUGGGAAGCGUGGAAAGAGUGGGCUAGUCGCCUUGAAUCUUGAUCUUGCUCAAGUUGCUACUUUUGUGAAGGAGCGCCUCGGCAAAGAGGUGGAGAUGGGCGGAUGCAAAGGUCCCAUUGCAACCUUCAUUGUCGAGCCAUUCAUCCCCCACAAUGAAGAGUUUUAUCUUAAUAUUGUCUCGGACAGGCUUGGUUGCAGCGUAAGCUUUUCUGAAUGUGGAGGAAUUGACAUUGAAGAAAACUGGGACAAGGUUAAGACUAUUUUCUUACCCACAGGGACUUCCUUUACUUCGGAAAUAUGUGCUCCACUUGUCGCGACACUACCAUUGGAGAUUAAGGGCGUCAUUGAGGAUUUCCUCAAAGUGGUUUACACUCUAUUUCAAGAUUUGGACUUUACUUUCCUAGAGAUGAAUCCCUUCGCAUUGGUUGAAGGGAAGCCUUAUCCUCUGGAUAUGAGGGGUGAGCUUGAUGACACUGCUGCUUUCAAGAACUUCAAAAAGUGGGGAAAUAUUGAAUUUCCAUUGCCAUUUGGAAGGGUUAUGAGUGCUACAGAGAGCUUUAUUCAUGGGCUUGAUGAAAAGACAAGUGCAUCUUUGAAGUUCACAGUCUUGAACCCCAAGGGGCGAAUUUGGACUAUGGUUGCUGGUGGAGGAGCUAGUGUCAUCUAUGCAGAUACCGUAGGCGAUCUUGGAUAUGCUUCUGAACUUGGGAACUACGCAGAAUACAGUGGUGCUCCCAAUGAAGAAGAGGUCUUGCAGUAUGCCAGAGUUGUAAUUGAUUGUGCCACUGCAAAUCCUGAUGGCCGUAAGAGAGCCCUCGUUAUUGGCGGUGGGAUAGCCAACUUCACUGAUGUUGCUGCUACAUUUAGUGGUAUUAUUCGAGCUCUCAAGGAGAAGGAAUCAAAACUUAAGGCUGCAAGAAUGCAAAUCUAUGUUAGAAGAGGAGGUCCAAACUACCAAAAAGGUCUUGCUAAAAUGAGGUCUCUUGGCGAGGAAAUUGGCAUCCCAAUUGAGGUCUAUGGACCUGAGGCAACCAUGACUGGCAUAUGCAAACAGGCAAUUGAGUGCAUCACUGCAGCUGCAUAAAUCAACCAACCUCAUUCUCCAAGCUGAACUGUUUUAGUUGUCUUUUUUUUUUUUUUUUGCAAUGUAUUAGUAGUGUCUUGUUGUAUGCCACAUAUAAGUAAUUUGAUUUGUAUCUUUGACAUGUCAAAUUUAAAGGGCCAUGAACAAUGAUCUCCAGUAAUGAAUUCAGUUUUCCAAUCUCAACAUGAAGUCCAUCAAAAUCCUUGGUUCAAGAAUCCUUGUACUACAUCUUGUGAGCAGAGUGCACUGAACUUCUAUCCUUCUUUAAUUAGAAAGGAAACAUCUCAAUGUUAUACUAUUGCCUUAACGUUUUGUUU